Notechis scutatus (mainland tiger snake) is the source of this 1907-nucleotide messenger RNA. The record is from RefSeq and is a predicted model, not a curated record. NCBI's taxonomy places the organism in Eukaryota, Metazoa, Chordata, Lepidosauria, Squamata, Elapidae.
CCAGAGAUGGACCAGCAGCUGUCACAGCUUGUGGAAGACUUGACCACCUCUGGGGAACCCCAGCUGGAUCCGAAGAAGAUGAAAGCGCUGAAGAACAUCUGCAGGUGUUCCGAUGAGCACAUCAACCGUGUUUACCACCUGCUGAUGUCCCAGUUAAGCCAGGAUCACGCCGAGAUCCGUCUUUCAGCCUUUCAGGUUGUGGACCAGCUCUUUGCUCGCUCGCACCUCUUCCGAACGCGGCUUAUUUCCAACUUCCAAGAAUUCUUAGAGCUGACGGUGGAAACCGACUAUGACCAGCCUCUCCCUCCACCCGCCGAAGUAGCCCAGAAGCUGAAAAAGGCCGCCAUAAAAUCUGUACAGGAAUGGCAUGAAAAGUACGGCGAAGCCUACAAGAAACUUUCCUUGGGAUACUACUUCUUAAAACAGAACAAGAAGGUAGAUUUUCAAGAUGUCCAUGCCAGAACAUUAGCAGAACGAAAAAGAGAUGAAGAAAGGCAAAAACGAUUGGAUAAUAUUUACAAGGAGAAAGCCCAAAAAGCUGAAAAGGAAAUGGAAGAGGCGUCUCCAGAAAUCCAGUCUGUGCUGACCGAGCUGGAGAGUUGUUUUCAGCUGCUGGUUCCAGAUCCUUUGGACUUCGCCAUGCACGAGGCUGAAACCACAGGUUGGAGGCGAGGUUCUUCGGCCCGGGUUGCAAGCCAGCAAGCAGCUUUCAUGGAUCACGAUCCACAGCCUUGUUGUAGCAAGGACCUCCCUGCCAUUUCUCCAGGGCCCAAAAACGAUCCUUCCCCCGACUCCGGUGGUGAAAUGGAGAAGGACCAAGAUCCAGAAGAUCCCUUACAAAAGCCUGCAUCGAGUUCUCUCGGGGUUAUGGGAGAUGAGGAUCCCGCCAUGUUCCUUCGCAGCCACGGACUCGGCUCUUACAAAUACACCCUCAGUCUUGAAGUGCCUUCAGAUGUGAAACUGAGCGAGAAUGAAGACAAUGCAGCCAUCAUCAAUAACCUUUCGGAUAGUUUUAAGCUCGUAACAAAUAAAUAUUUGCCAUUGGUGCAGUAUUGGAUUCAGUUAUUCACCAGGGCUGGGAUAAGCGACGAUCGCCUGAGACAAGCCAUUGACCUUAAAAACAGACUGGAGACGGCUUUGGAGAAGACUAAAAAAAUGAACAUUGAUUUUAAAGAGAGGAAAAACCAGACGAAAAGUGAAGAGGAGGAGGAGGAGGAGGAGGAAGAGGAGUUUGUGGAGGUGCCUGAGAAAGAGGGGUUUGAGCCGCACAUCCCUGAUCACCUUCGGGAAGAAUAUGGCCUGGAGCCUGUCUUGCCCACCAGGAAAAAUGUGGCCGGGACUGGAAAGAACAGAGCUGCCCCAGCAUCUCCGUUCUCGUCCCCAUCUGUAAGGAAGGAGGAAGAGCUGGAUCCCACCUGCGCUGCAGCCACCUGGAAAAUUAUCCGAGAUAAACUGCCCAGGCUGCCCACUGCAGAGGACAGGGAUUGUGAACCAACCACAUCCAAGGAGGCCAGCAAUCAACGCAAAGAGGAGAAAGCCAGAGCUCCCCUGGUCCCCUUUGGACUUGAUCUCUUCUACUGGGGCCAGGAGCAACCAACGUCUGGAAAAAUCCUCAGGUUUUCCUCUCAGCAUCGCUUCUGGGCUCCCAGUGAGGUGGAAGAAGAAGUAGAAAACAAGGAGCUUUCAGGGAUGCUCAAAAGCCGCUAUAUCACCUACGCUGGCACCUUUGAACCCGUGAAGCACAAGUGCCGAGCCCCGAUGCCCAGCGGAGGCCUUUGCGAAAGGCAGGAUAGAUUUAAGGUGGGUGCGAAGGUCGUGUCAGACCCUGUGCAGAAGAUCUCACCCAGCCUUUCUUCGAGGGUUUUGAGAGCAGGAGGAACUUGGAAUGGAAUGGAAUAGAAAAUAGA